CAUUUCCUUCUAAAUUUUGUUGAACAAAAUGCACAAGUUUUGUUUUCAUAUGCAGUGCACAGUUAAUAGAGAGGCAACAUCGCGAAUUUACAAAACCAUACGAGACAAUUUCAGCAAGCAAACAGCGCAUUCAAACGACAAGAACGAUAAAAGCUGGAGUCAAAAACGAUUGCGAUAUCAAACCGCGCGAAACUGCAACCGAACGGCAUUUUUAAGAUAAAGAGAGAGAAAGAGUAAACGAGAGAGACAGAGAGACAGAAAGAGAGGAGGAGCGAGAGAGAAAGAGCUACAGCGAGAGAACACAGGAAAGAGCAAUAUCAUGACGGAAUUGCUAUCCAAUAAAUGAAGUAGCAAAUAGACAUUUUUUGAGACCACACCAAGCAAUUACAUAUGACGCCGACCCCGUUGGAGAUUGUAGUAGCGACGUCGACGCCGCAAACAGAGCACAAUAGCAAUGAAAAUGGGGCAGAUGCGACGGCGGCGGCAGCGACCCCUUCAGUAGCGACAGUGACAACUAAAAGUAGCGACAGCGACACAGACAAUGUUUCGCUUUCCGCUGCUGAAGCAACGCAGUCGGCGACGUCGCCACCCGAUAUUGGCAGCACGAGAGUAGGCAGCGACAUACUGAUAAUGACGCCAGAGCAAAUUGCCGAGGCUUAUGAAAAAACUGUGCAAGAGGAAGAGAGAAAGAGAGUAAAAGCCGAAGAGCGCGGUUGGCUCUUUCGUAAGCUCAAUCUUCGGAAUGCGCCUACCGCCCUUCGGGAUAGACUCUUGCUGAUAGUCGGCAAAAUUUUAAGAUUCAUUUUACAUUUAGACAUGCAUGGGGGCACGACCGGUAACAACACCAAUUUCGUCGGGGGCUUGAUAGACUUUUUGGCCGGCUCAUUGGGUGGCGCUGCUCAGGUCUAUGUCUCGCAGCCAUUAGACACUGUCAAAGUAAAGCUACAAACAUUUCCAGAGGCUUACAAGGGCAUGCUGGAUUGCUUUUUCAGCACCUACCGAAAAGAUGGGGUCAUGCGGGGUCUGUAUGCCGGCUCAUUGCCGGCGGUAUUUGCGAAUGUGGCAGAAAACUCGGUGCUCUUCGCUGCAUACGGUGGCUGCCAGAAGUUCGUCACCUACGUCGUGGAUAAGGAAUUGACAAGCGAAUUGACCACUACGGAAAAUGCAUGCGCCGGUUCACUGGCCGCUUGCUUCUCUACGCUCACCCUCUGUCCCACUGAACUGAUCAAGUGCAAGUUGCAGGCGCUACGCGAAAUGAAGCACUUCGUGGAACCCACGGCAGACAUUCGUACUCCCUGGACAUUAACACGUUACAUAUGGCGGACCGAAGGCAUACGCGGCUUUUAUCGAGGCUUGGGCUCUACAUUUGUUCGUGAAAUGCCUGGAUAUUUCUUCUUCUUUGGUAGCUAUGAGGGUACACGCGAGCUGUUGCGUAGUAAGGAUCAGACAAAGGACGAAAUUGGCCCAGUUCGUACAAUGAUCGCUGGGGCCACUGGCGGUGUCUGUUUAUGGACAUCAACAUUCCCAGCUGACGUCAUUAAAAGUCGUAUACAGGUAAAAAACCUAAAUGAGGGUAUGUUUACUGUCGGUGCAGACAUUGUCAAACGCGAGGGCGUAUUGGCAUUAUAUCGUGGACUGUUGCCAUCUGUUCUGCGAACCAUUCCGGCUACGGCCACCCUGUUCGUUGUCUACGAAUAUACUAAAAAGGCUUUACAUGGGACUUUAUCACAGUAACUUAUAGCAAUCGUGACAGGGGUGGGCGUGACCGCGGGCGGUUAUUAUAAAUUAGCCCAUGUUUCUGGAUUUCUAUUAUAAAUCUAUCCACUACA
Drosophila arizonae is the source of this 1829-nucleotide messenger RNA. Its product is annotated as mitochondrial ornithine transporter 1. Gene Ontology annotation, cellular component: mitochondrion. Gene Ontology annotation, molecular function: L-ornithine transmembrane transporter activity. Lineage: Eukaryota; Metazoa; Arthropoda; Insecta; Diptera; Drosophilidae. Gene Ontology annotation, biological process: mitochondrial L-ornithine transmembrane transport. The record is from RefSeq and is a predicted model, not a curated record.